CCCAUUCCAGUACACAAAUUCCAGUGCCUCGUUUUUAAAGCUGCCUCUAAUUUAUCGUUACGCAGAAUGAAGUAGUGGGAACAGAAACAUUAUGGCUGCCAGUCUUUCCCUGACUCAGCUCUCAAGUGGAAAUCCUCUCUAUGACAAAUACUAUCGACAGGUUGACCCGUCUGGUAGUGGACGGGUGGCAGCUGCUGAUGCAGCCUUGUUCCUGAAGAGAUCAGGCCUGGCAGACCUCGUCCUGGGCAAGAUCUGGGAUUUGGCAGAUUCAGAACGCAAGGGGUGCCUUAACGAUCAGCAAUUCUUCAUUGCUCUCCGGUUGGUGGCCUGUGCUCAAAAUGGACUGGAGGUGGCACUCAAGAGUCUCAAUUUGGCAGUUCCUCCCCCAAAGUUUCAUGACACAAGCAGCCCACUUCUACCUGGGGGAGUGUCCAUUGACAGCCCAUGGGUGGUCAAGACGGAAGAGAAGCUGAAAUUUGAUGCCAUAUUCGAAAGCCUCUCCCCCGUUGGUGGAAUGCUCUCUGGAGAGAAGGUCAAACCAGUGUUGCUCAAUUCCAAACUUCCAGUGGAUGUACUGGGAAGGGUAUGGGAACUGAGUGACCUAGACAGAGAUGGUAUGCUCGACCGAGAUGAGUUUGCUGUGGUCAUGUACCUGGUCUAUAGAGCUCUGGAGGGGGAGCCAAUACCCAUGUCUCUGCCUGCUACCCUUGUGCCACCCUCCAAGAGGAAAAAGCUCCCUGUCUCUGUACCCCCUGUGAUGCCCCUUUUACCCUCGCCCCCCUCCAUCAAAGAGAGACGCUCCUCCCAUUCCGGGUCCAAAACCCUGCCCUCCAAACCAGCAGCGACCCCAGUCACAUGGGCUGUAUCUCCUCCAGACAAAGCCAAAUAUGAUGAGGUUUUUGCAAAUACCGAUCUUGACAUGGAUGGUCUGGUGUCUGGGCCUGAAGUCCGAGAUAUCUUCCUAAAGACUGGCUUGCCCUCCGCCACACUAGCACGCAUCUGGGAGCUCUGUGACAUCGGGGACAUAGGGAAGCUUACCAGGGAACAGUUUGCACUAGCGCUGCAUCUAAUUAACCAAAAACUGACCAAGGGUGUGGACCCACCCCAGAACCUCUGUCCUGAAAUGAUCCCUCCCUCAGACAGACUAAGCUUUGCAGCCAAGCAGAGCAAUGCAGCAAAUCUGGCAGCAGACUUUUCUGCCAUCAAGGAACUGGACUCGCUCAGCAAUGAGAUUGUAGAUCUACAAAAGGAGAAGAGCUCUGUAGAACAGGACAUUAAUGAAAAGGAGGAGCGCAUCAGAGAAAGGACCAGUGAAGUCCAGGAGUUGCAGAAUGAGGUGCAGAAGGAGAGCGGGGUGCUGCAGCGGCUGCAGUCUCAGCGCCAGGAGGUCCAGGAUGCUCUGGAAGAGCUGGACCAGCAGAAAACCACUCUGGAGGAGCAGCUUGGUCACAUCCGCCAGCAGUGCAGCCAUGAGAACCAGCUGAUCUCAUCACUAGAGGUGGAGCACGCGGAGCAGGAGCAGAGGAUAGAGGAGUACGAGGAGCAGCUGGUGCAGGCCAGAGAGGAGCUGCUGCGGCUGCAGGAGGAGACUCAGCAUUUGGAGGAGAAGGUGCAGGCAGCGCGGGAGCAGCUCACCCCCUUGCAGGAGUCUGUCCGAGACUCCUUCUCUCAGGUCUCUCAGGUGGAGCAAAAGCUGAGUGAUCUACAGUUGGAGGAGAGGACAGUCACAUCCCAGCUCAGCUGGAAGAAGGCCCUAGAGGAGGAUCCAGUGCUGGUGAAUGGUUCAGCGGAUGAGCAGCAUCAGGAGGACCAGGCAGAGGAGCUGAGAGUGGAGCCUCCAGCCAUCCAGCCACAGAUGGGGCCGGCUGAACCGAGAGAAGAACAGAUAGAAGUAGUGAAGGAGGACAGGUCUAAGACCCCAGAGGAACCGGUGCCUAAGUCUGAUGCCUUCGAAGACCUCUAUAACAGCCUGUCUUCCACUACCUGGCCAGUACUACAGGACAAACCUGUGAAGGAGCACAUUAGUCCUGUUGCUUUCACUCUCCAGGAGCAGAGAAGUCCUACUUCUGAAGUUGAGCAGGUGGAAUCCCCAGAGCCAGAGGGGAGACCAGAGUCAACUGAGCCUCCGCAGGCUACCCCGCCUGCCCUGCCACCACAGACCACUCCCCCUCCACUCCCUGCCCAGCCUACCAUGUCCCCAACGACCAGCCCCCCUCCGCUCCCUGGCAUGGACUUCUUCCAGUCAGACCCCUUCAUUGACCAUGAUCCAUUUAAAGAUGAUCCGUUUGGAAAGGCAGAUGUUUCCUAUCCGUUUGGUGGAGACCCGUUUAAGGGCACAGACCCCUUUGCUGCUGACUCCUUCUUCAAGCAGUCUUUGGCUGCCCCCUUCCCUUCUGCUGACUCCUUCACCCUCGCUGACCCCUUCAGUGGCAGUGCCAGCCUAGCAGAGCCCAAUCUGUUUGCCGCUCCGCUCAACAAUGCUGCCGGAAUGGACCCCUUCAGUGCCAAACCCCAAAACAAGGCAGCCAGGGACCCAUUCAGUGCCAAGGUCAACAAUGUGGAUGCAGAUCAGUUUGGAUCCAAAAUCGACUCCCUGGCAGAGCCAGAUCCGUUUGUCUCGCAGGGCACAGCAGGCCCAGAUCCCUUCAGCUGCUCCCAGCCAGGCUCUGAGCUCCCCACCAAGGAUCUCACUGCAGCAACUAAUGACCCUUUUGCACCUGGAGGCACUGCAGUAAAUACUGGCUCUGACCCAGAUCCAUUUGCUGCCGUCUUUGGCAAUGAGUCAUUUGGACUUGGAUUUGCAGACUUCAGCGCACUGGCCAAGUCGAACAGUUGUGACCCCUUCGCCUCAUCGAACCCGUCCAACAACAAGAACCUGUUUAAGGAGGACAGCCAGCCCAGCAGCCCAGAUGUUCCGCCAGCUUUGCCCCCCAAGACGGGAACGCCCACUAGACCUCCCCCUCCACCCCCAGGUAAGAGGUCCUCCAUCUCCAGAUCAGAGUCGUCGGAGUCUUUCCACAGACGGGGACCAUUUCUGCCCCAGGGCUCAGGAGAUCCCCCUUUCUCCCAACCUGCCAAGGACACUGCCCAGGACCCCUUCGCCCCAUCCUCACCCCGCCAGCCCGCACGGGACCUUGACCGAUUUGCCAGCUUUGACAAACAGCAGUACCCUACCGAGGAGGACAUGAUUGAGUGGGCGACGAGGGAGAGUGAGCGGGAGGAGAAGGUGCGCUUGGCCAGACAGGCACAACAGGAACAAGAGGAUCUGGAGCUGGCCAUUGCCCUGAGCAAGUCAGAGUUCUCCUGAAAGACUCUGGUUACCCCUUGUGACCCAGCACGCACCAAAGGAAGGAAGGAGUGAGGGAUGGGGAAAACUGAACUAAUGGGCCUACUAUUCGGUCCCAAUGAAGAUAUUUGAGUAUUUGCUCCUCGCUCCUACCAACCCCCACAAUUCCACCAACUGUCUUUUGUUUCGCUCACAAUUGGCAUUUUCAGAGUUUGUCUAUGUAAUAACAAAUCCUCGUGUUUGGCUGAGUAGUAGGUAUAGAGAUGAUUGGCUGUUAGACUUCAGUAGUCCUCCUGAUACAAUCUCCAUGUCUAUACUGUAUGUGUAGCUGUAAUGUCCCCUCAUUUCAACUACACAGACCACAUUGCUAAUAACCAACUGCAAAAGUUCAGUCCCCAUCUGUAUUGCUCUUGCCUACUCCAGACCAGAUGGUAUUGAGCUCUUUAAAAAAAUAUAUUGUCUUGAUAUGAUUAACUCUAACUAGAUAGGAAAAGAGUAAUGCUCAUCUAAUUCAUCUGGGUGAAAACCAAUGUCAAAUUAGAAUCCAUAUGUGAUUAAGGUUUGCCUGGGGCAAGUGACCUGAGUAGUCGUGCAAGUUGACUGCUCUAUGGUUGCCCCAUUGAUGACAACCCCAAUGCAAAGAAUUCCAGUAGUCUGGUCUUUCUGGUUCCUACUUUACAUUUUGAUCAUAAUCUUUGUGCAAACCGGAAAAUACUCCUGACUUGCCCAAUGGGUGCCUUUUCAGACCUUAAUGUCAAUCUCUGUCAUUCAUCUGGCUAUACACCAGACAUCUACAGUACAGAGUGAAUUGGAUUUCAUGGCUGGGGUGAGAUCUUGCUUGUGUAAAAAAACAAUGUUCUUAGAUGACCUGACGUCAAGGUCUACCAAAUUAAAUGAAUUAGUGUUUUAUGAGUAGAGUAGCAGAAGUCAAAUGAUCCAGAGGGUUGAAAUGGCUAAGAGGACCUCUGUCUUCGGAUAAACACUAAUGUGUGAAUGACUGUGUGCAUUAGGCAAUUGUGAUGGUCAGACUACUUCGACUACAGUUACCGUGAUUGAAUUAGUGCAUAUAAGUCUAAUGACACUACUUACUACUAGUUGUUAACCUUUUUGCUCAACUCUCUUCAAUGUACCCUUUAUUAAUAUUUAUGUGCCAAGCACCAGGCAGUGAACAAGACUCACAUGGUUGUACAGGUGCUAAAAAGAACUAAACCAGUAAAACCACUUAUGUCCAAACCUGUGCAUGUAGCCCCAAAUGUAGGCCACUUUUUAAUGAUCUUGAUAUAUAAUCUGCCCCUCCCAACACUACGCACCAAUACAGUCAAAAGACGAAGAACAUGACUAAACUAUUUUAUUUUGUGGUUCAUGAAGUAAUGUUGUGUUAAAUAUCAGAUGUCAAGAUUUUGGAAAGUAGGUCGGUUGUACAGGAAUAUUAUUGAAAUGUAUUUUAAGUUGAAAGAUAUAAUGAUUGAGUUGUUAGCUAGAAACUUGGAUACAUGUGUGAAAAUACUUCCUACUAGAAUAGCUGGUUUUGCCAUCUUCUGUAAUGUCUGAUUCCAAAUGUCACUAUAAUCUACAACAUAUGACACCUUGUCUCAUCUCUUUAGAGAUGCAAUAGUUUAGUCAUGUAUUCUGGAUAAAGGAGGUUUUCCUGUACUCUUGCUCAGAAAUACUCCUGGCCCCACUAUGGGAAAUUCUCCCUUGUUUUAUAUACACUGCAUUUUCAACACGUCUAGUAAUAGGUGAAUACAGCCGUCAGUAGGGGGUUCCGUUGUAAAGCGAAUGGCUGUCGCUGCUCAUGUUAGUGUUGUAAAGCUACGCAUCUUUUUUUGUGUGUGUGUUUCACUGAAGUGAUUCCACAGUGUUUGACUGCAUUUCAAAGUCUUAACUGACUGAGGAAAGUAUCCUUUGCCUAUUUGUACAAAGGCUAUUCUUCUGUCUGAACUUCAGUCACUUGGGGGGGGGGGGGUUACUUACAAAGCCCUGUUGUGUUGGCAAGGAGAGGCCGAAUUGGGGGUGAAAUUAAAUUAAGGCAUGUUAACAUCUCAAAGCAUACCAUUAAAUGUUUUUUUUUGUUUGGUUAUUUGUUUUCAGAUGAAAUGAGACAGUCACUAAUCAAGAGGGCUAUACUGUGAACGUACACUGUUGACAACGGAAAGACAAGGCGCUGGAGUGAUAUGGGCUGACUGUUAUCUGACCAAUGCACUUCUCCUGCUUUUCAUCCAGGUUGUUUGAGUUCAUCAGUAGAGAGCAUUCUGUAAAUGAGCUUUGUGGUCAGUUAUGACUUUCUAGUGUUUUUCAUUCAAUACAUGGUUCUGUUUGUAAAUACAAUGGAGUUGUCCAUUCUCCUGAGACAACGGUUUCUUUUAUACCCUCAUCUAGUAUUUAAAGGCUAUCAAAUACUAUUGAUAAUUUGUAUAGAUUUCUCUAUUUUCAAAUUACAAACCACUUUUCUUUCUAGGCCGUCUACGUAUAGGCUUUUAAAAACGGGCUAAUUGUAGGCCUAUUUUAGUUAAAUUUAAACAUGUCAGUAUUGGGAGUUAUGGUCAGAAUAUGGUAUGUGCAACAUUUUAAUUGAAAACAGAAUAAUAAAUAUAAACGUCUCGAACAAC
Molecule: messenger RNA, 5895 nt
Organism: Oncorhynchus gorbuscha (pink salmon)
Lineage: Eukaryota; Metazoa; Chordata; Actinopteri; Salmoniformes; Salmonidae
Gene: eps15
Product: epidermal growth factor receptor pathway substrate 15
Exons: 25
Coding region: 92-3307 (1071 amino acids)
Biological process (GO): endocytosis; endosomal transport
Cellular component (GO): plasma membrane; cytoplasm; clathrin coat of coated pit
Molecular function (GO): calcium ion binding; cadherin binding
Source: RefSeq, a predicted model, not a curated record